This is a messenger RNA of Microdochium trichocladiopsis, 936 nucleotides long. RefSeq lists its product as uncharacterized. The record is from RefSeq and is a predicted model, not a curated record. Bases 1 to 936 code for a protein of 311 amino acids. Lineage: Eukaryota; Fungi; Ascomycota; Sordariomycetes; Xylariales; Microdochiaceae. The transcript has a single exon.
AUGGCGACCUUCACCAAUUUUGUUCAACUCCCAUGUGAAAUCCGCGUCUGCAUCUGGAGUUUCACCGUAAUACCGCGGCUCGUUCCCUUGAUCGUAAGGUCGAGAUGCUAUACUGUCUCGCUCACAGACGCCGAGCAGAAGGAGCCAAGGGACUUCGUCGGAUACGAUUGGCGCGACUGGCUCCAGAUCAAGCACGUCAAGUCAAAGACGCCGGUGCCUGCGAUAUUGCACGUGUCCCGAGAGGCACGUGCCGUGGGAAGCAGGCUUUACGAGAAGACGCAUGACACGAUUCAUGAGUACCUCCCGGUAGAGCAGCAGUACUAUACCUGGGUAAAUUGGGCGAUCGAUAUCAUCGCCAUCGACGAAGGGGGGUUGCAUGACUUCUUGAACUUCCGGCAUAAGAUUCAGCGCUUCCGGAUCGUGGCGGACAACAGUGACGAGUACUUCAACCGCAGCAUGUCACCCCGUUUGUCCCACUACAAGAACCUAAGGCAGGCGUUCAUUGUGUGUGAGAAUGGAAUAUCACAGUGGUCCGACGUGCUUGACGAAUACAACCUUUGGUGCAAUCGGGAAGAGGUCUACCUCAUCGAGCCAGAUCCAGACUAUAUCAAGACCGAGAAGACCGACGACUGGGACUGGCCAGACUACUGGGAUCGAACGCUUGUCGGGCCCCGCCGGAUGGUCAGGGCCGUGGAUGCCGCCGUCUACUACGAACGCAGACGCCGCGAGACAAGACCUGCUGCCGAUGCGGCUGCCGUGACCGCGUUUAAUAGCGGUGUCGACCCUUGGGCAUAUCCUUUCACGGGGGAUGAGCCCACGCUUGAAAUGGUGCUGGCGAUGCCGACUCCGCCGGAUAAUAAAUGUGCUGCGGAAGAGCGCGUGUCUCUCGAGAUUCCUGAGUAUCUUAGACGAGAAAACAGGAGAUCCGCCGCUUAG